Messenger RNA from Sclerotinia trifoliorum, 1764 nucleotides. The record is from the annotation of a GenBank genome assembly. NCBI's taxonomy places the organism in Eukaryota, Fungi, Ascomycota, Leotiomycetes, Helotiales, Sclerotiniaceae.
CACCAUUCGAUCCUCUCCAUUCAAUCCCAACCACUCUCAUCAGACCUAUCCAGCUCCAGAACCGGACCUCAACUCCAAUAUCAUAUCUGUAUCAAAACCCCCUUCUCUUAUCUCAUAAACUCACCACAUUACAUCACCACCCUACCCACCACCACAUCCACCACACUCUAAAUAAAUCACAAUCAUAACUCGGGAUAGUUCUCUAUCCAAUCCAUCCAUCAAGCCAAACCAAAAACCUAACCAUGAAAACAUGACACAACAAACACCAACUCCGGACCUAACUCCCAAACCUCCAAUCGAUAUCCUAAACACCACGUGGACCACAAUCACCACCACAAUGCCAUCUCGAUCCUUAUCCUCAUCCACAUCGCCAUCGCCAUCGCCAUCGCCAUUCGUUUCUGGAUCUCAAUCUCGAUCUCUUCCUGCUAAUGUCGUUUUUGCACCGUCUACUUUAUAUAUUUUCCUUGCGGAUAUUGGACAUGAGUCGCUUUGUGAGUAGAUUUUGAUUUAUUAAUUGAUUAUUUUUAUAUAUUUGUAAUAUUUUUCAUAGUUUUUGUUUUUAUUAUUUAUUUAUUUAUUUAUUUAAUUUUUUAAGAUUUAUAUUUAUAGUUUUAUUUAUAGUUUUAUUUAUCUUUUAUCUUUUAUUUUUAUUUAUAUUUAUAUUUAUAUAUAUAUAUAUAUUUUUUACUCUUUAUCUUUUUCUUCAAUUUUUUUAAUAAUCUCAUUGAUUUUAUUUGAUUUUGUUUAAAGGCUAUAGAAUACAAAUAUAUACAUGAAUAUAAAUACUAAUUUUCCAUUCUAAUCAUUUAGUUCAUUGAUAUCUGCUUACUUCGCCUCCUCCCCGCCUACUAGUAUUCCAUUUCUUGCUCCCGUGACUGGUACUAUAUGUAUUAUCCUCUUCCUCUUUUCCCUCCUUUCCAUCUUCACCUUAUUCCUUUCUACUCAUCACAUACAACCCUAUUACUCCUUUCUCCUUUUUCUUCCCUUCUCCUCAAACCAUACCACCACCCCUCCUUCUAAAACACCCAAAUAACACCUCCCCAAACUCUAGUCCACAUAACCAACCCAACGGGACCCUGGACCUACCAAUCCCACACCCUCCCACUAACCCACCUCUCAAAAUUCAUCCCCACCCUCCUCUUCAUCCUAAAGCUCUGCCCAAUAGACAUCAUCCUCCACCAAGCCCUCUCCUCCCGUCUCUCAAUCCUAGGUCUCGAAACCCAAUUAUUGAGUAGUAUGCCCUCUGGAUCCCCCCCAAUAUCAACCCCAGAUACCCAAGAUUCAAUUCCAACCUCAACCUCAAGCUUAAAAGAAACAGAAAAUGAAAAAGAUGAAAAUGAAAAAGAAAAAGAAAAAGAAAUAGAAACAAAACAGGAAAUAACAACACAAACAUGGAUAACCCAAACCCUCCAAAUCCUAGAGGAAGAAGGCUAUAUUUCUUUUCCGGAAAAUCUGCGUCUGAGCUCGAAAUUGGUGGUGGAGUGUAUUGAGAGUGAGGCUGUUGCGGGGGCGGGGUGGCAUAGGAUGAGGGGGACGGUAGGAUGGGAGAGGAGUGCUUGGGUUGGGGAGUGAGUUGGUUGGUUGGUGGGUUGACUUGAGUGAUUUGGUUGCGGGGAGGGAAGUGAGGGAUCAAGUGGAUGGAUUUGGUAGGAUGUUUGUUUGUUGUAUUGUGUUGUGUUAUGCUGUGUUGUAUACGUUAGAUAUUAUCCGAUUCUAGAAUCUAUACUUACCUAGUGAAGGAUAUUAUUCUCAUCAUCAUCAUCA